CAGAGACAAGGUCAAAACUGACACUAGAGAGAGAGAGAGUCAGAGAGUGAGAGACAACUGAGAUAGAGGGAGUAAAAGGCAGACAGUAAGAAAAAGGUGUGUAUAUGAAGAAUAGAGUCACUUGCUUUAUCUCGUGGCAAAGAGGAAGUUGAAGCUGCUACAGAAAGGGAGAUACAGAAAGGAGAGAGAGGAAGAUUGAGAGAGGCAGGUUGUGAGUGGAGAAGAGAGUGCAAAGCAGAGGAAAAGAGGAGAGUGAGAGAGAGGGUAUAGGAAGCACAGAGCGUGGAGCAGGUUCUUUGCAGGCACAGCCUUUACUGUCAGCCCCAGCAGAAAUGCCCAACUUUGCCGGUACCUGGAAAAUGAAGAGCAGUGAGAAUUUUGACGAACUUCUCAAAGCCCUCGGCGUGAAUGCCAUGCUGAGGAAGGUGGCUGGGGCUGCUGCCUCCAAGCCUCACGUGGAGAUCCGUCAGGACGGGGAGCAGUUCUACAUCAAGACAUCCACCACCGUCCGCACCACCGAGAUCAACUUCCACAUCGGCCAGGAGUUUGACGAGGAGACGGUGGACGGCAGGAAAUGCAAGAGUCUUGCAAUCUGGGAGACGGAGAACAAGAUGGUGUGCAAGCAGACACUGGUGGAUGGAGAUGGGCCCAAGACAUACUGGACAAGAGAACUGCGAGGAGACGAGCUGAUUCUGACGUUCGGGGCUGACGACGUGGUGUGCACACGGAUUUACUUACGAGAAUGAAGCUUCAACAAGGCCAACCUGGACAAGACACAAAACGCAGAAAAUAAAACCAGUCAGAUAUGUUACAACACUCCUUAAACCCCCCAUUUCCCUGCCAUGCUGAAAAAUCAAUAUAUAGUAUAUCCUACGUAAUUCAGCAGCAUCUGCUGCAUAGUCUACAUAAAACAACAUUUGCGUAAUAUGGUAAUUUGUGGUGUGGUAAUGUGUGUUACAGUUCUGCUAUAAAUGCGCUUCUCAGUGUUUGAUCCCAUAUCUACAACCACUACCUUCUUUGUUGAGUUUGUCAAUAUUGCAAACAGGAAUAAAAAUGGGAUAAAAAAA
This is a messenger RNA of Oncorhynchus kisutch (coho salmon), 1067 nucleotides long. RefSeq names its product cellular retinoic acid binding protein 1a (gene crabp1a). The transcript is spliced from 4 exons. The coding region runs from base 333 to 746 and encodes 137 amino acids. NCBI's taxonomy places the organism in Eukaryota, Metazoa, Chordata, Actinopteri, Salmoniformes, Salmonidae. Gene Ontology annotation, molecular function: lipid binding. The record is from RefSeq and is a predicted model, not a curated record.